Molecule: messenger RNA, 1253 nt
Organism: Scophthalmus maximus (turbot)
Lineage: Eukaryota; Metazoa; Chordata; Actinopteri; Pleuronectiformes; Scophthalmidae
Gene: grap2b
Product: GRB2 related adaptor protein 2b
Exons: 7
Coding region: 138-869 (243 amino acids)
Molecular function (GO): protein binding
Source: RefSeq, a predicted model, not a curated record
GACCGGCAUUGUCUGCAUCCGUGUGAUUGGUCAGCGGACAGAGACAGACAGAGUGUUUCCGUGGCAGCCGCAGUCUGCAGGCUGUCCGGUCUCGGCUCCGCGGGGAGAGCGACACACACCGUGCGCGGUCCCUCACCAUGGAGGCUGCAGCCAAGUACGACUUUGAGGCGACAGAUGACGAUGAACUCAGCUUCAGGGAGGGAGACCAGUUGAAGAUUCUGCAGACCACCGGGAACUGGUACAUGGCGGAGCUCAGCGGGGUUGAGGGCCUGGUACCUAAGAACUUCAUCAGCUUCCACCUGCCCAGCUGGUACGACGAAGACGCCGGCCACAGCGAGGCCCAGCGGACGCUGAUGUCGCGGCCCCUGGGGGCCUUCCUCAUGUGGAGCACGCAAAACGCCGCCGCCGGCGAGUUCUCUCUCUCUGUCAGACAUGAAACGAAUGUGCAGCACUUCAAGGUGCUCCGGGACAGAGAGGGGCAGUAUUACCUGUGGUCGGAGAAGUUCCCUUCCCUCAACCAGCUGGUGAAAUAUUAUAAAACCAAGUCUGUCGCCAAAAAAACGCUGAUAUUCCUCCAGGAGACGAAAUGGCGGCGAGGACGCUCAGAUUCUCUUCCACCUCUUCCUGCUUCUCCUGCCGCUGCUCCACCAGCCGACCUCACGCUUCCAUCUGCACCUCCACAGCACGACGCCCCCUCCAGCACGCAGGUCAGAGCCGAGUACAGCUUCCUCGCCAUAGAGACGGACGAGCUGGGGUUCAGCGCGGGCGAUGUCAUCGAGGUGCUGGAGCGCCUCGACCAGGCCUGGUGGAGGGGGCGGCUGAGGGGCAAGACGGGCCUGUUCCCCUCCAACUACACCGAACCCAUCUGACACGCGCACACGUCAUGUGACAGUGACUCUACACUUCACGGAUGGUUCUCACACCGGCAACACAAACGUCAACCCGCAUUGAGCCCACAUCCGGAGAAAAAGACCCCGAGCGAUUUUGUGACGGAAAGUUUCAACUGUCUUGAAUUAAAAACUACGAUUUAACUUUAGCUUUGGCGAACACACAUACUGUGCAUUGGAUUUCUGUUUCAUAUUAUGCCAAACAUAUUGUCAUUUUAUAUAACUGGUUGUUUGUCAAACGAUUUUCAGGAUUUCUUAAAGACUCAAAGCCCCAGUGUGUAAUUUUCUGGCGGCAUCUGGUGGUAAAGUUGCAAACCGUAAACCGUAAGCAGCUGAAAAUUCAACGCGAAUGCGACGUAUUCUGGA